AUCACUGCCUUUGCAAUCACACAAGGCUCUUCUCAAGAUACAAACCAACUGACUCGGUACGACCCCGCGCAAGGGUACGAGUUACGCAAUGUCCAAAUAAUCAUCAUCCAGGAUGGAUGCUAUCACUACUAGUCAAGGUAUUUUCAAUAGUAUAAUAUUCAUUGCACCGCAUGACAGGUGUUCAAUUGUUUUGCAAUGCUUUGGUCGGUGCAUUUUCUUGCAUCGUUCAAUGUAUUUCAAUCCGAUUGUUCUGAGAUUAUACUGUCAAAACUUGAUCUAGAUAAUACUAGCGAAAGGACAUGCGUGGCUUUGAUACCUCCCUCUCUGUGACUGGUUUCUAUCGUUGAAAGCAGCACGCCAGAUUUUGCGUUUUGGCUGACUGUCUCUAGUGAUAUCAUACCAUCAAUCCUGUCAAGAUGUCGACCGAUAAGAUUACCUUCUUGACCAACUGGUAUGAUUAGUCCAGUUUUGGCUUUUCUUUUUGGGAAUAGAGAGUUUCAAUCGUGCUAAUAUUAUCAAGGCAUGCUACCCCGUACCAUGCGCCUCUCUACCUUGCCCAGAGCAAGGGCUACUUCAAGGACGAGGGACUCAAGGUCGCCUUACUCGAACCCAAUGACCCGUCAGAUGUGACCGAGAUCAUUGGCAGUGGCAAGGUUGACAUGGGUUUCAAAGCCAUGAUCCACACUCUGGCUGCCAAAGCGCGCAACUUCCCGGUUACCUCCUUCGGCUCUCUCUUGGAUGAGCCUUUCACCGGGGUCGUCUAUCUUAAGGAUAGCGGCAUUACCACGGACUUCAAAACCCUCAAGGGCAAGCGUAUUGGUUAUGUUGGAGAGUUUGGCAAGAUCCAAAUUGAUGAGCUUACUAAGUACUACGGUAUGACUCCUGACGACUACACUGCCGUCCGCUGCGGCAUGAACGUCACCAAAGCCAUCAUUGAGGGCAAAAUCGAUGCUGGCAUUGGCUUGGAGAAUGUCCAGAUGGUCGAGCUAGAGGAGUGGUUGGCAUCUCAGGGCCGUCCCCGUGAUGAUGUCCAGAUGCUGCGUAUCGACCAGCUUGCGGAACUGGGCUGCUGCUGCUUCUGCUCAAUCCUAUACAUUGCCAAUGACAGCUUCCUCGCGGCCAACGCUGAUAAGGUCAAGAAGUUCCUGCGUGCUGUCAAGCGGGCUACUGACUUUGUCAUUGCUGAGCCCAAGAAGGCUUACGACGAAUACGUUGAUUUCAAACCCGUCAUGGGCACUGAAGUCAACCGCAAGAUCUUCGAGCGAUCCUACGCUUAUUUCAGCCGUGACUUGAAGAAUGUUCCUCGUGACUGGCAAAAGGUCACCAACUAUGGAAAGCGCUUGGGAAUCCUGGACGCAUCCUUCCAGCCCAACUACACCAACGACUUGCUUUCCUGGGCCCUCGAUGCCGAUUCCACUGACCCUAUCGGUGACCAGAAGCGUAUGGCUGAGCUUCAGAAGAAGGUUGCUGCCGAGGGUGGUUUCCAGCGACUUGAGAUUGCUGCUUAAUUUCCACCUUGGAACUCGUUCUAGGAUGAUUCGUGCUUACUACUGACCUAAUUCGCUCAUUUGUGGUCUAUCAAAUCUGUAGUUAAUUAGCUGAGAUCAGCCCAGCAAAUGAUUACUACUUAUUUAUUGACAUGGCCUUAUUCUUC
Messenger RNA from Talaromyces stipitatus ATCC 10500, 1654 nucleotides. RefSeq names its product thiamine biosynthesis protein (Nmt1), putative. Gene Ontology annotation, biological process: thiamine biosynthetic process. The transcript has 4 exons. The record is from RefSeq and is a predicted model, not a curated record. NCBI's taxonomy places the organism in Eukaryota, Fungi, Ascomycota, Eurotiomycetes, Eurotiales, Trichocomaceae. The coding region runs from base 660 to 1508 and encodes 282 amino acids.